GUUUGCAAUGGAGAAACACUUCGUGCAAGGAACCCACCGCAAUUCGAAAAGAAUCCUCAAUACUCGAACUCGUACAUUCCAGCGGGAAUGCAGAUCAUCGCCCAUCUCACCGAGCUGAUGAAGUACGAGCUGCGGCCGACGAAACCUGGCACUUCGGGGACGUCGACCACCACGUCUAGACCGACCCCACCGCACAGACCAGGCCUCUACGCCCCAGAAUCUCCGCUAGGAAUGAACGCGUAUUUCGCGUUGAAGCGAAGCGAUCCAAGCGCAUUCGAUUUGAAAUCGUUGGAUCUGCUGGAGCUGAUGAAACGUCUGGAGCCCGGAUUCAGGAUUUCGGACGUCGAUGAUCUGCAGCUGCUGGGAUCCGGUCCGUACGCCCUCAACAACCUGGUGAACGGCCUCAACGGUGAAGACGGCGAGCAGGACGAAGACGUGCGAGUCAUCAAGUUCGUGAAUCAGUACGACGACACACACAUCGACGACGAUUUCCUCAGGCAGAAGAAGCAACCGCCGACACGAGCGUACGUCACGUUGCUUUCGCUCUACGACCUCCUCAACAAGGAGUCCAAAAAGAUAAGCCUCAACAAAUUCAACGGCUUCUCCAACAGAGUGCUGAAGGAUCUCAUUGAAGUUUCCAGUGGAACUGCAGCCUUCCAAUUGGAACACGUCCUGCGGAAGAUCGUUGACAACAGGAACACCAACGACCAGAUGAUCAUCAGCAAGAUCAACGCGAUCUUGAGCGAAAUGGAGAAGACGGACAGUUACAUGAGCAUGGCUUUAAUGUACGUCCCACCGCUCCCAUACGAAGCCUGAGCAUCGAUGAAACCUCUCU
Molecule: messenger RNA, 835 nt
Organism: Nicrophorus vespilloides
Lineage: Eukaryota; Metazoa; Arthropoda; Insecta; Coleoptera; Silphidae
Gene: ImpE3
Exons: 3
Source: RefSeq, a predicted model, not a curated record